AUGUCUAACGGUACGGCUGUGGCUCUACUUGAUGGUGUCGAUGCAUGGCCCCACGUCCCUGCUGAAGAAGACCAAAGCCCCAGUGCACAGGUUCAACCUGUUGACCUGGAACAAGAACAAAGUGGCGCUCAGAAUCCUCCGAGUCACGGUGGGUUGUCUUUCAAACCUCAUCCUUAUAUGCCAAUUCCUAGUGGAAAGCCUAUGUGGCCUCCCGCACCUGAGGUUAUGCCCGCUGGUCUAUCCCAUAUGUCGGAAUAUUCUCCCCAUCAUAAAGAGAUUACUGUCAUUGAUGUUGUUGAGUAUUUCUCUCCCAUGUCAGUUGAAGUAAACCAACGACCUACACCACCUGUCGGUGGGAUCUGGGAGGCUCGUCACUGGUAG
Molecule: messenger RNA, 381 nt
Organism: Penicillium antarcticum
Lineage: Eukaryota; Fungi; Ascomycota; Eurotiomycetes; Eurotiales; Aspergillaceae
Exons: 1
Coding region: 1-381 (126 amino acids)
Source: RefSeq, a predicted model, not a curated record